Molecule: messenger RNA, 2292 nt
Organism: Corylus avellana
Lineage: Eukaryota; Viridiplantae; Streptophyta; Magnoliopsida; Fagales; Betulaceae
Source: RefSeq, a predicted model, not a curated record
AUGAUUAGUAUCCACUUCUUUAUGUACUUUGUUCAUCUCCUCCUAAUUUUUUUCUUCUCACUACUUGGAACUGCAUCCUACCUACAAGUUAUUAAACCCGUUUCAUGCACCCAAAGCCCUGUUUUCAAAUGCUCAAAAGUGGAGAGGGAAGCACUUCUUAGCUUCAAAGAAGGUCUCACGGAUCCAUCGGGUCGUCUCUCUUCUUGGGUUAGUGAUGAUUGCUGCAAUUGGAUAGGUGUUGCCUGUGACAACAACACGGGAUAUGUCGUCAAGCUUGACCUCAAGAACCCAUUUCCGGUUAGUGAAUUUAAUUUUAUUAAUGAAGAAAGUUCAACCUCUUAUAAUCUAGACUAUGAGUAUCAUUAUGAUGAAGUAGUAAGAGCUUACCACAAGUCAUGUUUGGGGGGUAAGAUAAGUCCUUCAUUACUCAAUUUAAAGCAUUUGAGUUACAUGGACCUAAGCUUGAAUGAUUUUCAUGGAUACAAUGUUCCAAAAUUUUUGGGUUCCCUUGAGGGUUUGAGGUAUCUCAAUCUCUCUUUCUCAAUGUUUGCUGAAGUUCUUCCUAGCCAUCUUGGGAAUCUUUCAAGACUGCAAUAUCUGGACCUCAAUUCAUUUUCAUCCUCCAUCGACCCAUAUUAUUUCUCCCCAGGAUUGGAGGUUGAAAGCCUGCAGUGGCUUGUUGGUUUUCCUUCUCUUAGGUACCUGAAUCUGGGAGACGUAAAUCUUAAGAAAGUACUAAAUUGGCUUGAUGUGGUUAAUAUGCUCCCUUCCUUGGUGGAGUUACACCUAGUUAAUUGUGGACUUGUUAGUCUUCCUCACUCUAUUUCCUCCAUCAACUUCACAUUGCUUUCAGUCCUUGAUCUCUCUUCCAACAGUUUUAAUUCCUUUAUACCUCACUGGUUGUCAAAUGUGAGUGGCCUUUCAUUAAUCAAUCUUGAUUCCAGUUCGCUUAGAGGUGCUAUUCCAGUUGGUCUGGGACAUCUAACUAGCUUGCGCAGCUUGAAUUUAGCUGGCAACCAUUUUACUGGAAAGAUUCCAAACUCAUUCGCCAACCUUUGCAAUUUGCAAACAUUAGAUCUGAAGAGCAGCAAUAUAAGUGGGGAUAUAACUGAAUUUGUUGAUGGCUUAUCUCAAUGUUCCAACAGUAGCCUUGAGUAUCUAUAUUUGAGUAAAAAUAUGUUGCUCGGGGGCAACUUGCCCUAUUCAUUGGAAGGACUCAAGAAUUUGAAAACUAUUGAUUUCCAAGGCUGCUCUUUUUUGGGUUCAAUUCCAGAUUCUAUUGGAAACAUAUCAUCAUUGCAAACAUUUCACCUCUCGAACAAUAAAAUGAAUGGAACAAUUCCAGAAAGCAUUGGGAAACUAUCAAUGCUUGUUUCAUUGAACCUUGCUCAGAAUUCUUGGAAAGGUGUCCUAGUUGAAGCUCAUUUUCAAAAUCUCACCCGGUUAAAAUCCCUUACCCUGUCUACGAAACUUUCUGCAAAGUGGACAUUGGUUUUAGAUGUCAAACACGAUUGGGUUCCUCCUUUUAAGUUGAGAGAUAUUCAGUUAACAAACAUGUGGAUUGGCCCAAACUUUCCAGCAUGGAUAAAAACACAAAAUGAACUCAAUUCUUUGUCACUCAACAAUGUUGGCAUUUCUGACACCAUUCCGCAUGGCCUUUGGAAAUCUUGCCCAAAGGUCACAUUUUGGAGUCUAUCCGGCAACAAACUACGUGGGCAGGUACCAUACUUUCAAUUUCACCCUUCGGCAUAUUAUUUUGAUUUGAGUUCCAACAACUUAGAGGGUCCACUCCCACUCUUUCCUAGUAAUUUGAGUGACAUAUCUCUCUAUAAGAAUAUGUUUUCUGGACCUAUUCCUGAAAACAUAGUGGCGCUACUACCCAAGUUGUCUUGGUUGGACCUGUCUUCAAAUACAAUUACUGGUAGGAUUCCACAUUCUAUUGGAAUGCUAAAGGAAUUGACAUGUCUUAUUUUGAGAAACAAUUCUCUAUCCGGGAAACUACCUAGUCAUUGGAAGGAUUUACAACUGUUAUGGGUGUUGGACUUAUCAGAGAACAAUAUAUCCGGUAACAUUCCCAUAUCAAUGCGACAUCUGGGUGCAUUAGGGGUAUUAUCAUUGGGCCAAAAUCAUCUUGAAGGAAAGCUUCCCACUUUCUUUAGAAACUAUGGAAACUUGCAAACCCUUGAUCUUGGAGGAAACAGAUUCUCUGGAAAACUUCCAACAUGGAUAGGAGAAAGUCUACCAUCUUUAUUGAGGAGCAAUCCCUCAAUGUUUAGGAAACUUCAGUUCUGA